Otolemur garnettii (small-eared galago) is the source of this 2900-nucleotide messenger RNA. It is a transcript of the gene ZBTB1, whose product is annotated as zinc finger and BTB domain containing 1. The transcript has 2 exons. Lineage: Eukaryota; Metazoa; Chordata; Mammalia; Primates; Galagidae. Bases 444 to 2585 code for a protein of 713 amino acids. Gene Ontology annotation, molecular function: protein binding. Gene Ontology annotation, biological process: regulation of immune system process; regulation of cytokine production; negative regulation of transcription by RNA polymerase II. The record is from RefSeq and is a predicted model, not a curated record.
GUCAAGCCGCCACCGCGCCGGCCCCCGCGGUACGGGUUGCGCCAUCCUCCUCGGAGCCCGGCACAGAAACUUGUUACAACAAACAGGCGACCGCGGGUGCCCCUAGCAGCCAGCGACGGAGUGGGUGGGCGGGCGAGAGGGAGGGGAAGGCUGGCGGACGCCGCAGCGAACUGGUGGGCAGACCCGGAGUCGCCGCGUAAGCGGGGCCGGCUCAGUGCGGUGCGGCAGGCGCGGCUGUGCGGCAGCGGAAGUCCUUUGUUGCAGCACAGUCCCUGGCAGAGCCAGAGCCUCUCCGCGCAACCCAGCCCGAGCACCGCGCGCCGCCGCCACUGCAGCUCGCAGCCCCUUCUACUGCGCCCGCUUUCCCGCGGUUGAUUUGCCUUAAACUCCCUAAAAUCUCCGCAGCCCUGGUUCCUGCUGCGAACGGUCUCUAAUUAUAGAAGAUGGCAAAGCCCAGCCACAGCAGCUACGUCCUUCAGCAGCUAAACAACCAAAGAGAAUGGGGUUUUCUCUGUGACUGUUGUAUCGCAAUUGAUGACAUUUACUUUCAAGCACACAAAGCAGUUCUAGCUGCCUGCAGCUCCUAUUUUAGAAUGUUUUUCAUGAACCAUCAGCAUAGUACUGCACAACUGAAUCUAAGCAACAUGAAAAUUAGUGCAGAAUGUUUUGAUCUCAUUUUGCAAUUUAUGUAUUUAGGAAAAAUUAUGACAGCUCCCUCCAGUUUUGAGCAGUUUAAAGUGGCAAUGAACUACCUACAGCUGUACAAUGUUCCUGACUGCUUAGAAGACAUACAGGACUCAGAUUGUUCUAGUUCAAAAUGUUCAUCUUCUGCUUCCAGCAAGCAGAACAGCAAAAUGAUAUUUGGGGUAAGAAUGUAUGAAGAUACUGUGGCUAGAAAUGGCAAUGAAGCCAACAGGUGGUGUGCUGAGCCAAGUUCAACAGUAAAUACACCACAUAAUAGAGAGCCUGAUGAAGAGUCUUUACAAUUAGGUAAUUUUCCUGAACCAUUAUUUGAUGUAUGUAAAAAAAGUUCUGUGUCCAAAUUAUCUACUCCAAAAGAACGUGUGUCACGACGCUUUGGACGGAGUUUUACCUGUGAUAGCUGUGGAUUUGGCUUUAGCUGUGAAAAAUUAUUAGAUGAGCAUGUGCUAACCUGUACUAACAGACAUUCAUACCAAAACACAAGAUCUUACCACAGAAUAGUAGAUAUCAGAGAUGGAAAAGACAAUAACAUCAAAGCUGAAUUUGGUGAAAAGGAUUCUUCUAAAACAUUUUCAGCACAGACAGACAAAUACAGAGGAGACACAAGCCAGGCUGCUGAUGAUUCAGCUUCAACCACCGGAAGCAGAAAGAGUAGCACAGUGGAGUCUGAAAUGGCCAAUGAAGAAAAAAGCAGAGCUGCUGAGAGGAAAAGAAUCAUCAUCAAGAUGGAGCCAGAAGAUAUUCCUACAGAUGAACUAAAAGACUUUAACAUCAUUAAGGUUACUGAUAAAGACUGUAACGAGUCCACUGACAAUGAUGAAUUAGAAGAUGAACCUGAAGAGCCAUUUUAUAGAUACUAUGUUGAAGAAGAUGUCAGCAUUAAAAAAAGUGGUAGGAAAACUCUAAAACCUCGCAUGUCCAUAAACACCAAUGAGAGUGGUGGUUUAGAAAGUAUCAGGCCCCCUAACAAUAGCAGUCCAGUACAAGAGGAUACUGAAAACGCAUCUUGUGAGCUGUGUGGCCUCACAAUAACUGAGGAGGACCUGUCAUCUCAUUACUUAGCCAAACACAUUGAAAAUAUCUGUGCGUGUGGUAAAUGUGGACAAAUACUUGUCAAGGGUAGACAGCUUCAGGAACAUGCGCAAAGAUGUGGAGAACCCCAAGAUCUGACAAUGAACGGGUUAGGAAAUACUGAGGAGAAAAUGGACAUGGAGGAGAAUCCUGACGAGCAGUCUGAAAUAAGAGAUAUGUUUGUUGAAAUGUUGGAUGAUUUCAGGGACAAUCAUUACCAGAUAAACAGUAUCCCCAAAAAGCAGUUAUUUAAACAUUCAGCCUGUCCUUACCGAUGUCCUAAUUGUGGCCAGCGUUUUGAAACUGAAAACCUCGUGGUUGAACAUAUGUCUAGCUGCCUAGAUCAAGAUGUGUUUAAGAGUGCCAUGAUGGAAGAAAAUGAAAGAGAUCACAGACGAAAGCAUUUUUGUAAUCUGUGUGGAAAAGGAUUUUAUCAGCGGUGUCAUUUAAGGGAACACUAUACUGUCCAUACAAAGGAAAAACAGUUUGUUUGUCAGACAUGUGGAAAGCAAUUUUUAAGAGAACGUCAGUUGCGACUGCACAAUGACAUGCACAAAGGCAUGGCCAGGUAUGUCUGUUCCAUUUGUGAUCAAGGAAACUUCAGAAAACAUGACCAUGUACGGCAUAUGAUUUCUCAUUUAUCUGCUGGUGAGACUAUAUGCCAGGUCUGCUUUCAGAUAUUCCCAAAUAAUGAACAGUUGGAGCAGCACAUGGAUGUUCAUCUGUAUACAUGUGGAAUAUGUGGAGCAAAAUUUAAUUUGAGGAAAGAUAUGAGAUCACAUUAUAAUGCCAAGCAUUUGAAAAGAACCUAAGUGAUUUUUCUACUGUAUUAAUGUUUAGAUGAUAGCAGACAAAACACCAAAGCUAAGGAUGAUAUGGCUAUUUAGAAAUUGAUUUUAUAAGAUGAAUUGUUGGAAGAAAUCUCAAGGCCCUUUUACCUUUAAUAUUUUUGUUUAGGAUCUUAAGUAUUUACAUUUUAGGUGUUAAAUGUUUAUCAUUUUUAUUGUUUCUUAAUAGAAUUCAUUGUUUUUAGUUUUUCUUAGCUAUGAUUAAAAUUACUUUUAAUUGUAGACAAGUGGUUGUUACCCCUUCAAUGAUUAUUAAACUUUAGUUUUUUAUCAAUAAGG